CUUAACGGUCAUGGCAGCUUCUUCCAGUGGCAUUGGCAGUGGUAGUAACGUCGUCACACUCAAGGCAUUGGCUUCCUAUCUACGCCACGAGACUCUGCCUGCCCAGUCUGACAUCAAUGAGCCUUCUUCUAUAUCCACCAUUCCUGUCGAGAUUCUUCUCCGCAUUUUCGAGUUCGUUGCCUACACGGAGAAGCCCAAUAUUCGAAAUUUGGGGUGGAUUCGAGUGUCUCAUAUUUGCCGACUGUGGAGGCAUGCUGCCCUCGCAUGCCCGUCGCUCUGGGCUAACAUAUGCACCAGCAUCGGUCCAAAAUGGACCGAAGAGAUGUUUCGUCGCUCUUCAUGCGUACACCUUGAUAUCGACAAUCAAUCCUCAGAUCGACUUACCGAUCAAAUUCUGUCUCAUCAUCUGCAGUUACCGGACACCAUGUGCAAUGUCCGCAGUCUCAACCUUGCAGCUACUUGUAACAUCCUCCACAACAUCCGAAUUCCAGCACCUUCUCUAUGCACGCUUACCAUAGACGCACCGAGCGUGCAGAGGAUCGAGGAUGUAUUGGCACUGCCAUGGGAUCUCUUUGCCUCCCACGCCCCGAAACUACGCCACGCGAGCUUUAGCUAUUGCAGGAUACCAUGGGAGUCCCCGAUAUUUAACGAUAACCUAUCCACACUUCUCGUCGGACCUGGAUCUUUUCGGGGCGAGGUGGCCGACAACUUACCCUUCUCGUCGUUGUGCGGGUUGCUGGAAAGAACGCCGUCACUCGAAGUGUUGGAUGUUUGCAUUAUGUUGCCUGGUAUUCGUCAUUCUCCACCACUUUCAACCGAUGGUGGUCAUGUCAAUCCGGUGGCGCUCCCGCAAUUAAAAAAUAUCAAAUUAACAGGUCGGAUAGCCGAAUGUGUGCGACUCCUCCGUCGUAUCACUCUCCCCGCAACAACCCAUACGAACCUGACUUGCGGGUCAUUGUCCGACAACGUCUUGUCCCUACAUGAUGUGACACCGUUCUUAGUUGAUCGUAUCGAAGAUGUCUAUCGCAAUAUGCCCAUACGAGGGUUAUCCAUACAUUGUAACCUCACACGAAGAAAAAACGCAUCAGUUCGCAUAUCACUGUCUGUUUCCAUUCCCAUCUCUGGAAUGGCUGACAUGGCGCAUCAUGCGUUCCUGCUGAAGUUCGCGUUCCCGCAGGCCUCCCAAAUAUUCGAACUUUUGAAGGAUCUAUGUCAAGCGCUACCGCCACAACACGUCAAUGACCUGCUCGUCCUCGACUUCUCUGGUUGCGAGUCCACUGCUUUCGAAGACAGCCUUUGGGUCGAUCUUUUCUGGGAAAUGCGGAAUGUUCGCCGUCUCGAGGUCUCCAGUCUGUCCACAUUGGCAAUCCCUACGCCGUAUAGCAGAUGCCUCAUUCCGCUCGAUAUCACACGUCGUGUGGAAAACGAACAAGUCAUGACAGGGUCUGACCACGAGCUGGACGGUACUGAGGGCUCUUCGCCAGUCCCCAUAUUUCCCGCUCUGCAAUCAUUGACCAUUUCUUCCGUCCAACUCCCCGAUGCGAAGAAUACAGACCCCGUGUUGCGCUUUUGCGAGAAGUUAGCAUGGGUCGUGGAGUUCAGGAAGUCGAUGGGAGUCCCUCUCCAAGAGCUGAAUGUGGUCUUUUAUGAUCCGACGCGCUGGUUUGCCGCAGGGUUUCUUGAAACGCCGACCUUUGAUGUGGUGAAGAAGAGGCUAGAGAAGUCGGUCUCGAAGGUCAUAUUCUCGGAUUCUGUGCACAAAUUAUCCUAUAUUUACCGCUCAUGA
This is a messenger RNA of Stereum hirsutum FP-91666 SS1, 1786 nucleotides long. RefSeq lists its product as uncharacterized. The coding region runs from base 11 to 1786 and encodes 591 amino acids. The transcript has a single exon. Gene Ontology annotation, molecular function: protein binding. Lineage: Eukaryota; Fungi; Basidiomycota; Agaricomycetes; Russulales; Stereaceae. The record is from RefSeq and is a predicted model, not a curated record.